Mitosporidium daphniae is the source of this 279-nucleotide messenger RNA. RefSeq lists its product as uncharacterized. Lineage: Eukaryota; Fungi; Microsporidia. Bases 1 to 279 code for a protein of 92 amino acids. The record is from RefSeq and is a predicted model, not a curated record. The transcript is spliced from 3 exons.
AUGGGAACAGGAAAGCAAAGCAAGAAAAGAAAACACGUUGGCAUCAAGGACCACCAAAUACAUGAAGAUCUUGCAAAACAGAUAAAGGCGACUUGCGGAACAGAUAUGAAAGUCAACGCCGUGAAUGAGUCGGUGGAUGCCACAUCUCUAGAGGAGCUACCUGGAUGUGGCGAAUUUCUUUGCAUCGAGUGCAGCCGCUACUUUACUGAUGGGCACUCUUUGGACGAACACCGAAGAUCGAAAAUACACAAGCGAAGGCAUGCUAUUUCCACUUAUUAA